Ixodes scapularis (black-legged tick) is the source of this 4494-nucleotide messenger RNA. Its product is annotated as leucine-rich repeat and fibronectin type-III domain-containing protein 3. Gene Ontology annotation, molecular function: protein binding. The coding region runs from base 237 to 2789 and encodes 850 amino acids. NCBI's taxonomy places the organism in Eukaryota, Metazoa, Arthropoda, Arachnida, Ixodida, Ixodidae. The record is from RefSeq and is a predicted model, not a curated record. The transcript is spliced from 5 exons.
AGUUGGCCUCAAGUGCGCCUCCGCGGACGACCAGCAGACCUGGCCGUGCAGCUUGCCCCAAAGGAUUAAACACCUCUCGGAGCGCGCGAAUCUCAACCUGCCCUGGCGCUCGGGCCCGAGGCAGCGCGCCGUUCGUCUGGCCCUGACAGACUGAAACAUCGCAUUCCACGAACGGCCCCGAGAAGCAGUUGUUCGAGGCGGAAGCGUCCACUCCGGCUGUCCUUUUACCGCGAGUCAUGCUUCCGAGGCCCCGACGGAGUCAACCGGACCGAACGUGGGGCUUGGUGGCCCUGUCCCUCGUGCUUCUAGUGCCAGUGGCCCGUGGCCAGUGCCCCUGGUCUCGCGAGCUGGUGGACCUACACGCUGACUGCAUCUGUGCCUACAGCAGCGCCCAGAGACUUUCGAUCCAGUGCAGCCCCGUCAACUUUCCGCGACUUAUGAACGCUUUGCACGCGUCCGUCCAGAAUGUGCCUAUCGACCUGCUCCACGUCAACAACAGCACCGUAGACUCACUGCCAGAUGGACUAUUUUCCAAGCUGGACAUCCAGUCAUUGCACCUGGCCCGCUGUCAGCUCAAACAAGUGUCCGAUAAGGCAUUGCAGGGGCUCGAGAAAAGUCUGGCGAGUCUCAGCCUACCGGACAAUCAGCUCACCGAGGUGCCCGUCCAAGCGCUGCGGCGCCUCAGCUCGCUUCGACAGCUGGACCUGUCCAGUAACGCCAUUAAGACCGUGCCAGACAAUGCCUUCAGCAGCCUGCCACUCAACACGCUCAAGUUGGCCGACAACGAGCUGACUAUCUUGGACGAAGCUUUCGCGGGACUCGAGCCCAGCCUCAAGAAUCUCAACCUCAAGGGCACGGGCCAGGAGCGCGUGCCCCGGGCGGUGUCUAAGCUGACGUCGCUCGCCUUCCUGGACCUCGCUCAGAACAAGAUCGCCACCGUGGCACCCGAGGACCUGGGCAGCAUGCACACGCUGACGGCGCUCAACCUGGAACGGAACCGUAUCCUCAAGAUCGACAGGGAAGCGUUCAGCGGCAUCAACGACACACUCAGCUCGUUGUCGCUGCUCAACAACCUGCUCGUGGAGUUCCCGACCCAGGCGCUCUCCACGCUCACCGAGCUCAGGGUACUGGACCUGGGUUUUAACGGAAUCCGAAGCCUCCCAGACGACGCCUUCGCCAACAAUCCUUUCCUGACGCUGCUCGCCUUGGACGGAAACCCCAUGGCCACAAUCCCUUUGGAGCCAUUCAGGCAUCUCAACUCCACUCUUAGAGGAAUCAGCAUCGGAGGUCCCUAUUUGGAGUGUGACUGUCAGGUACGCUGGAUCGCAGAGUGGAUAGCAAACAAGGACCUCCAGGUGACCAGCCGAGAAAGGAACCCCCAAUACUGUGGCAAACCGGACCACCUGAAGCGUAGAACGUUCGCGCAAAUCGAGCCGUCCGAAUUUAUUUGUAACGUCACUACGACCACGCCAUCAGUGACGACCCCCCUCGCCACUCCUACGCCACUUCCACCAGCGACCGAAAAUGUCGACAGCUUCCCAGUCACAGCGACGCUAAUAGUGGACCCAACUACAACCAGCUCGACGCCAGUGCCUACAACGAGCGUCGUCAACACGACACCUGUGCAGGAGACCACAACCGACGAAGAAGUAUCCCCGUCGUCGAGCAAGUCGACGCCCGUGGCCGUCACCUUCCCUCCCGAGACCACCUACGCACCAGUACCGUCCCAGAGGUCCAGCGGCAAUAAACGCUUGCGGCCUGUGGCGUCAGCGCCACGGAGUGAGGAUCCGACGCUCAGCAGGGUUCCCGUAGAGCCCCGCAUUGUAAAUGCCCAGAGGAAAGAUUCGGCUGUCGUCAUUGAGUGGUAUGCAGAGUCCUCUCUGAGCGUCCAGGUCGUCUACCGGCUCUUCGGCGAAAGGGCCUUCCGACGCGGGCCUACACUGCGGCCCGAGCAGAGAAAGCACACUCUACAGAACCUUCCCACCAACGAGUGCCUCCUGGUGUGCGUAGUCAGCUUGCAGGACUCCCAGGACAUAUCUGUCGAGAGCGUACUUCCGUCCCAAUGCAAGGAGCUCAAGCUGGAACGGUACGUCAUCGCACACCUCGACAAGAUCAUCAUCGCCUCGUCGGCGGCUGUCUGUGGCAUUAUCAUCCUGGCAGUCAUCAUUUUCCUCUGCUGUUGGCGCAAAAAGCAGGGCCGCGACAGCAGCUCCAAAUCCCGACUCCCACCACCAACGUCCACUGUGCAUCCGACCAUAAAGACCUCGGAUCAUGAGUGGGAGACAGUGUCCAUGUACAGCAGUCGCAGCAUCCCUCGCGCGCGCAUGUACCACGUGGACAAUGUCAAUGGUUCCGUUAACCAGAGCUUCGUCAUGGACGACAACCGAUCCCACAUCUCCCACUUCUCGCAUGUACCUAACGGUUAUUCCGCCAAAGCACGCUCUACAGCCGAUGGGCAAUCACACCGAUCCUACUCGCAGAUGUCCAACAAAUAUCGAGGAGGUCUAGGCAACCCGGAAGUGCGCAAGUCGCAGCAGUCGCUGUCGGCUCUCUCGGGAAACCAUUCAUUCCUCGAUGCACACGCUGGGCCACCAGGACGACUCCUGGCCAACGGCAAGAAGCGAGGGGCGCACAACGGGCGCCUCGCCUCGGCCAGCUCAUUGCAUUCACUCAACGAGUACGAGGCAGAAUGGAAUGGUCGGACGGAAAACUGGAAAGACAACGAGGUCGAUAUUUACGUGGGUCAGAACCACGUCGCGCCCGCUCAUAGCAAGUACCACCACCGGUAAAUGGACACAACACUACCGAGGGUGGCUGCAAAGCAAAGCGCGCCUGCCCUUCUGCAGCUUGAACAAGCAUUCGCAAACUUCCUUGUGCAUGCGCGCAGUCACAGCCGCAUUAGCGACGGCGGAGUCACCGAGGCCUACGUGCGUCCACAAAGAGGUUCCACAAAUAUACUGCGGCGCUCCACACUGACUGCGUUCGACGCGGCCGCAACUUGUUGCCGGCAAAAAAAUGCUAUCAGUGAAGUGCCAAAACAAGAAAGAAUGCGCCCGUUUCGUCGAUACAGCUUUGAGGAACAGUGCACUGAGCUAAGGCUGAACUUUCAGAGCUUCUGGACAGGGGCAUCUGGCGGUGCACACUCAAAAGACUUCUGCAGAGUGUAUCCACGGGGUCGGGGGGACAUCCAUCACUGCGCAUUUUUUUAUUUUUUUUUUCUUCUUUUACCGCAAGAUAAUGAAAGAAAAGAAGAAAAAAGUUUUUUUUCUUCUCAUUUUUUUUUCCUCUCUUUUUUAUGAGUCAAAUCCAGAAAUUGAAACUAAGCCAAUUUCGGCUGAAAUAAAGGUAUUAAUCUGAAAUCGGUCAUAUUAUGGGAGAAAAAACAAUGUAAAGGUGGCCGUGGUACAGGGCUCAGAGCUAGUCCGAUAAACACACAUCCCUGGUUAUCUCAGUUUCACUUAACAUGGAUUUGGCUCAUUUCGAAAAAAAAGAAAAAGAAAUCAAGUGUUUUUGUGUUUGUACAUUAGCUUAGCAUUUCCAACAUAUACCCAAGUUUUUUUUUUUUUUUUUUUUUAGUGACAAAGUAAACAUCAACACCAGAAGUAGCUUUUGCUUAGUCCUUUGUAUUUGUAAAGAUGUGUGUCUGAUUAUGGUCAAGCAAAAACAAAGGAGGCUGGCACACUGGCUUAUUUAAAUUCGAAUGCAAUUUGAACACUUAAAUAUAUCUUUUUCCCCACGAGUCACUAGCGGCUCUCGGGUAGCCACAUUCCCUAGCUGAGAGCAUUGCAUUAAUGUGUAUAGAAUUUAGAACACUAAAAACGGUAACUUUCUAGGGAAACUAAACAAUGUCAACUUUCUAGUGAAACUAAACAGUGUCAACUUUCUAGUGAAUGAGGGUGAAAAGCUCGACUGUGCGUGAGGUUGCAAGUCCACUCUCGUCAAACACUAGCAUGACACAGAUGAGGAACUACAGCUCAGUAAAUGACUCGUUGAUGGGAUGCUAUAGAAAUCUGCUGCGAUGUCACCUGUAUCAGUGAUACCUUUGAUUUUGCUGUAUACUUAUGCCUGUACUUCACAGUUCGCACACCAAUCAAGAAGGAUCCUGGUGCUUCCCGAACAUAAGCACUUGUAUAGGAUUUCACUGAAUUGAGCUCCAGAACGGGCUUCAAGUGCGUGUUGUAUAAAACUGAAAUCUUGCAUCAGGGAUAUGGUUUAGUGAGGAUAUUCAUGACUUCAUUUCAUUGUUAUGCGCCAUUCUCAAAGCAGCAGAGGUGCAUCGGGUGUGAAAAUGAGCAACACAACACCUGAAACUCUCAGUGCAACUCUCAUGCUACGAGCUAAAAAAUACUCUUAAUUGUGAAAGCACUGUAUUUUAACAUGAACGGCUGGUUGUACAUGAAAAAAAGAAAAAGAAAGAACUUUGUGGUUUUUAAAAAAAGAAUCAAUGCUUUUCUAUAUUGUGUAUGUACAUUAAAACAAAACUUGCCAACUGUA